Messenger RNA from Saprolegnia parasitica CBS 223.65, 285 nucleotides. RefSeq lists its product as hypothetical. The transcript is spliced from 2 exons. The record is from RefSeq and is a predicted model, not a curated record. The coding region runs from base 1 to 285 and encodes 94 amino acids. Lineage: Eukaryota; Oomycota; Saprolegniomycetes; Saprolegniales; Saprolegniaceae.
AUGAUCAGACAGAAUACCGCGCUCCCGCAUUUUGCGACGCUGGCGUCGGCCAAUGAGAUGCUCGACCUCACGGAUCUCUUGGUGGCGCCGCCGGCGUCCGUGUGGCCACGAAAUCAGCGCACGCGCUACGGCUGGCCAGAACUUCAGGCGGCGAGUACUCCGCUCCUGCGGCGGACGUCGCCGUCGUGUAUGCUUACUUCGGUCGUCGCGAUACUAUUGGCGUCGCCUCCGAUACAUGCGGUGCUGCUGGCUUCGAAAGAGCUCGCGAGGAAGGACACCGACUAG